AUGGUCAAAACCAUCGUCGGCCUGAUGGGCACCUCCGUCGCCUCAGGGAGCACCAAGAUGUCCACCUCCGCCCACCUGAUUAGCAUUCUCAACCUCUUCAAGUCGCACAACAUCCACGAACUGGACACCGCACGCGUCUAUGCUGCGGGGAAAUCCGAGGCUCUCCUUGGCGAAUGUGCACCUCUGUCCCACAGCUUCGCCAUCUCCACCAAGGCUCCUGGAUUUUCUCCUGGAAGCUUGGCUGCGGACAAGAUCGAGAGCAAUUGCAACGCCUCGCUCGCAGCGCUGAAGUUGCAGAAGAUGGAUAUCUUCUACUUCCAUGGGCCAGAUCGGCAGACGCCGUUGGAGGAGCAGUGUCGGGCGGCGGAUAAGCUGUAUCGGGAGGGUAAGUUCAAGAGAUUCGGGGUAUGUAAUCUGAGGGCAGAUGAGGUGGUGAAGAUUCACCAGAUCUGCUCAGAUAAAGGGUACGUCUUGCCGAGUGUUUAUCAAGGCGGUUUCAACCCACUCCAGCGGCGAGCGGAGUUUGAGCUGCUGCCCUUGCUACGCAAGUUGGAGAUGAAUUAUUAUGCUUUCUCUCCACUGGGUGGGGGCUACUUCUCGAAACCUGUGGACGAGUUGAGAGAUCCACCCAAGGGGACAAGGAUGGAUGAGAUGACGGUUUUCAAGAAUAUUUAUAUCAAUGAAACGUCUUUGGAACUACUAGGUAAGUUGACGAAGGUGUGCGAGAGGCACGGGAUUAAGGUUAAAGAAGCAACGUUGAGGUGGUAUAUGCAUCACGGUCCACUGGGGGAUGAGGACGGGGUCAUAUUAGGUGCCAGCAAUGUUGAACAGAUGGAGGAGAAUCUGAAUGCUUGCGAGAAUGGACCAUUACCAGAGGAGGUCGUGGAGAGCUUCGAGGAUAUGUGGAAGGGAUAUAAGGAGAAGGCCGGCCCAUACUGUGUUUGA
Molecule: messenger RNA, 945 nt
Organism: Endocarpon pusillum Z07020
Lineage: Eukaryota; Fungi; Ascomycota; Eurotiomycetes; Verrucariales; Verrucariaceae
Exons: 1
Coding region: 1-945 (314 amino acids)
Source: RefSeq, a predicted model, not a curated record